CCCCCACCCCUCAUCCUCUGAACGCGCCAUCAGCGCUCGCCACAACGAUGUUGAGGUAAAUAAGUGACGGGGCGAGGAUGUUGCAGUCGAACAAGAAGAAGAAGCAGCGACUCAACCGCAGCGUGAUGCUCGCCAAGAAGCUCAUCAUCAAGGACGGCGGCACGCCCCAGGGGUUUGGACAGCCGAGUGUGUACCACGCUGUCAUCGUCAUCUUCCUCGAGUUCUUCGCAUGGGGCCUCCUCACGGCCCCCACGCUCACGGUUCUUCACGAGACAUUCCCGCAGCACACAUUCCUCAUGAACGGGCUCAUACAGGGCGUGAAGGGGCUGCUGUCGUUCCUGAGCGCCCCGCUGAUCGGGGCCCUGUCGGACGUGUGGGGCCGCAAGUCCUUCCUGCUGCUCACCGUCUUCUUCACCUGCGCCCCGAUCCCGCUCAUGAAGAUUAGCCCCUGGUGGUACUUUGCCGUGAUCUCCAUCUCCGGGAUCUUCUCGGUCACCUUCUCCGUGGUGUUCGCCUACGUGGCGGACGUCACGGCCGAGCACGAGCGCAGCACGGCGUACGGCCUGGUGUCGGCGACGUUUGCGGCGAGCCUGGUGACGAGCCCGGCGAUCGGCGCGUACCUGAGCGAGGCGUACGGCGACGGGCUGGUGGUGGCGCUGGCCACCGCCGUGGCGCUGCUGGACAUCGCCUUCGUGCUCGCCGCCGUGCCAGAGUCGCUGCCCGAGAAGAUGCGGCCCGCCUCGUGGGGGGCCCCCAUCUCGUGGGAGCAGGCCGACCCCUUCGCGUCCCUGCGCAAGGUCGGCCAGGACUCGACGGUGCUGCUCAUCUGCAUCACGGUGCUGCUCUCCUACCUGCCCGAGGCCGGCCAGUACUCCAGCUUCUUCCUCUACCUGCGCCAGGUGAUGAAGUUCUCCUCCGAAAGCGUCGCCGCGUUCAUUGCCGUGCUGGGCAUCCUGUCCAUCAUCGCUCAGACGCUGGUGCUCAGCGCCCUCAUGCGCUCCAUCGGGAACAAGAACACCAUUCUGCUUGGCCUGGUCUUCCAGAUGGUGCAACUCACGUGCUACGGCUUCGGCUCCCAGCCCUGGAUGAUGUGGGCGUCCGGCGCUGUGGCCGCCAUGUCCAGCAUCACCUUCCCGGCCGUGUCGGCGCUGGUGUCGCGAAACGCCGACGCCGACCAACAAGGCGUGGUGCAGGGCAUGGUGACGGGGAUUCGGGGGCUGUGCAACGGGCUGGGCCCAGCCCUCUACGGCUUCAUCUUCUACCUCUUCCACGUGGAGCUCGACGAGGUGCCGGCCGGGGACAGCGCCGACCCCAGCAGGGCGGACGUGCCCGCCGCCAGCGACAAGACCAUCAUCCCAGGCCCCCCGUUCCUGUUCGGCGCCUGCUCCGUGCUGCUGGCGCUGCUGGUGGCGCUCUUCAUCCCGGAGAGGCCGGCGGGAUCCGGGGCGCAGGCCGGAGGCGCCGUCGGCCACCACCGGCGCCACCACCACCACCACCAACAACACCACGGGCUCCUCCACCACCACCAGCAGCAGCACCAGCAGCAGCAGCAGCAUCAGCACCAGCAGCAGCAGCACCACCAGCACGUGGGGGAGAUGGCGCUGGGCCACUCGGAGGAGGACACGCACUCCCCCCUCGCGACGGAGGGCGAGGAGCCGCUGCUGCAAGACAGCUCCGUGUGACGGCUGGCGCGCCGGACGCUCUUUGACCAAUGGACGGUGGGGGGUUGGCGUGGGAGGAGGAGGGGGGGUGGAGGUCAACCGGGGUCGGCAAAGUUUUCGGGGAAAGAUUCCAGCGCCCGACCUCCGUCAUCCGCGCGCACGCUGAAGCUGCCAUUUUCGUGCAACGGAUUGUUAUCGGAUCGUCGGAUCCACCCGUGUGGAGUUUCGAGUGUUGUUGUUGUUGUUGUCCCAUCUCCCCCCCCCGCCUCGCCCCCCCCUCCCGGUAUGUGUGGUGCGUGUUCAUAGUCCUGGUUUGUUUUGGUCUCGCGCGGAUUUACAACGGCGACAACAAAAAUCUCUCGUGUCGACUCGAGGAAUUGGCCAAGACGUCCCGAUGUAGGCCAGAGCCCUCCCCUGUGUAAGUAAUGAUAAUAAAAACAACAACAACAACAACACUGUCUUGAAUCUCACAGUGAGGCUUUCCGUGGUAAUUAAACGACAUAACAACAUGAAUAAAUAACAAGGCAAAAAAUAUGCCAGUCCUCCUAGCAGAUCGCAAAAACCAGGAGAUGUUACUACAGUCUGCGCGCGCGUGGACCCGCUACCUCUGACUGGCCAUUGGGGUUCCUACCGUGGCUCCGAUACCACCACCACCACCAUCACGACCACCACCACCACCACGACCACCACCACCACGGGGAUACGGCAGCAGCGGCAGCAGCAGCAGCUCAGCCUUUUCGCGCGACGUGACAAAUGACCGGCUCAGAGACGCGUCGUUUAGUUUUUUUCCCCGCAGCCACGCUCUUGCCGUCGCGUCCGCUCGCAAAUCCCACCGUGACGGAACGUGUGACGGUGAUGGCGGCGUCGGUGGCGGUGAUGAUGAUGGCGGUGGCCUCCAAGAGAAGGGGCCGAUGCCGGCCGAUUAACCCCCUUCGGUCGACGGCGAAAAAACAAAAAAAAACGUGGCCCAGUCCCAGUGGAAUGACUUCCCAGAACCUGCGUUUUUUUUCCAGGUCGUUUUUUAAUAUUUCUCUUUGACGUUGUCGCCGCACAUCGAGAGCGAGCGUGCGUGUGUGCGUGUGUGUGCGCGUGCGUGUGUGCGCGUGCGUGCGUGUGCGUGCACGUGCCCGCCCGGCUGCCCGCCCCCCGCUAAGGUUUACACUUUCUUCUGCGGGGACAAUUCCAGAGCGAAGUUGCACAUGUGUUUGGCAGGCCGUGCCGUGCGUGUAAGUGGGUGUGCGCGUGAGCACAGGCAGACCUGGUGGUCGCUUGGUUUGUGGGUGGCGCGUGGAGGGGGAUGGUGCAUGUGUGGGGAGCGGUGGUGCAGCGGUUAGCGCGCUGCUCUACGAACCCGGCGUCGACCCGAUUUCUCGAUUCCCGCUCACGGCCACCCACCAACAACGGUGACGAUUAUCCGAACCGGUCCUGGGCCUCCCCUAGGUCGACUCAGCCCUCGAAUGAGUACCUGGGUGCGGUGUGUAAAAAACAUCGCCACUGGGGAGACAAAGGCGGUCGGGCGUGGUGCGUGGUUGCUGGCCACCCACCCCCUUCCGUGCCGACGGCCUUCAGUAGGUACUGCAGCACUUGCCCCGACAGUCUGUUAAAGCCUCUACGGGGGUGGGGGGGAACUUUUGUCUUUGUGUGCGGGCUGCGUGAACCCCGGGGUGGUGGUGGUGGUGGUUGCGUGCAGUGCGAUCGUCGCACGGAGCGGCACCACCGGCGAGGCCGCGUGACGUCGUGGGUGCCGUUCUCUCUCGUUCGUGUUGGUCUCCAGGAACGUCUUGCGGCUUCAAAUGUGUUUCGCGUUAUUUUUUGUCCCCCCCCCCUCCGUCGUGGGUAGGUUGUGCUCGUGCGCGAGGCUCAGGAAGGGAGCCCGUCCGUUCGCGGAACGCGAUCGGAAGCUCGAUUCGGCACAGAGAGAAAGUGAACGUAUAAAUUAUAAUCGCAUUUCCUCCCCGUGUUUAAAAUAAAACUUGAAAAAAAAAAAAGAAAUCGCGUGUAAAGAAAUAAAA
This is a messenger RNA of Lethenteron reissneri (Far Eastern brook lamprey), 3673 nucleotides long. RefSeq names its product hippocampus abundant transcript 1 protein-like. Gene Ontology annotation, molecular function: transmembrane transporter activity. Lineage: Eukaryota; Metazoa; Chordata; Hyperoartia; Petromyzontiformes; Petromyzontidae. Gene Ontology annotation, cellular component: membrane. The record is from RefSeq and is a predicted model, not a curated record. Gene Ontology annotation, biological process: transmembrane transport.